AGAGGUCCUCGGAUCCUGCGAGGUUUCGGCAGGCAUAUAGUAUAAAAGCGCGUCUUCGCAGACGAUAGUAUAACAAGACAACAACCGUAGUCAACAUGCACGCUUUGCAAGUCACCGUUUGUGCGAUCCUCGUCGCGCUAGCCGCAGGCGUUCCGUUGAAAGAAGAUGAAGUAGUACCGAUUCUCUAUCACAAUUCAAACGGGCCUGAACCAGACGGCUCGUACUCUUACAGCUUUGAGACCGGAAAUGGUAUCCGCGUUAACGAACAAGGCGAGCCAAGGAAGAGCUCGCAAAAGGAUUCCGAAAGCGAAUAUGCCCUUUACGUGCAAGGAUCAUUCAAUUAUCCAAGUCCCGAUGGUACUCCAAUUUCAUUAAACUACGUCGCCGAUGAAAACGGAUUCCAACCUCAAGGAGAACAUCUGCCAACUCCACCACCUGUACCGGAAGCCAUCUUGAGAGCUCUCGAUUACAUUGCCGCUCAUCCCGAGGAAGACAAACAGAGGAAGUGAAUGAUUUUAUUCCCUUUGCAACAAAAUAAGAAAGAUAUCUCGGACGAAUAACUAAUCGAACAGUGAUCGACAUCCUUUUUUUUUUCUUGUAUCAUCGCUUCGUUUAUUGUUCGAAGAACGAAAGAACGAACGAACAAAGAACGAUGCUUUCAUAUAACGGAGACAACGAACUAUGGAUUAGUUUGAAGAUAAACAAUGAAGAGUUUUUCUUCUUUUUCUUUUUUAUUUUAUUCUUUUUAUAUAUCGUUAUAAAGGAUACCACAAGACGAGAGUGUUCGUCCGGAUUUA
Vespula pensylvanica (western yellowjacket) is the source of this 797-nucleotide messenger RNA. RefSeq names its product endocuticle structural glycoprotein SgAbd-2-like. Gene Ontology annotation, cellular component: chitin-based extracellular matrix. Gene Ontology annotation, molecular function: structural constituent of chitin-based larval cuticle. The transcript has 2 exons. The record is from RefSeq and is a predicted model, not a curated record. The coding region runs from base 96 to 509 and encodes 137 amino acids. NCBI's taxonomy places the organism in Eukaryota, Metazoa, Arthropoda, Insecta, Hymenoptera, Vespidae.